CCUGCGCCUGCGCGCAGGUGUCGGCGCCUAGGGGGAGGGGAACCCGGCGCGCUCGCGUCACGUUCCCUCGUCCACCCUCCCGGCGCGCGGCCAGUCCGCGCCUGCGCAGGAGAGUCGGGAGGCUCGGGUUGCGGGCUCCGGGCGCUAGCUCCUGUCAGUCGGUGGGUCGGUCCUCCCGCCGGCCCUCCCCCUCCGCGUCCUCCGGGGGAGGCGCGGCGGAGUCCGCCCCCGGAAUCCCCCGAUGGGGGAGAAGCAGCGACGGCGGCAGCGGAAUAACCGAGCCGGAGCGUGAGCGGCCCCGGGGCCCGGCUGCCCGCGGAGGCCAUGGGCGACCCAGCCCCCGCCCGCAGCCUGGACGACAUCGACCUGUCCGCCCUGCGGGACCCUGCUGGAAUCUUUGAGCUGGUGGAAGUGGUCGGCAAUGGAACGUAUGGACAGGUGUACAAGGGUCGGCACGUCAAGACCGGGCAGCUGGCUGCUAUCAAGGUCAUGGACGUCACGGAGGACGAGGAGGAGGAGAUCAAACAGGAGAUCAACAUGCUGAAGAAAUACUCUCACCACCGCAACAUUGCCACCUACUACGGGGCCUUCGUAAAGAAGAGCCCGCCCGGGAAUGACGACCAGCUCUGGCUGGUGAUGGAGUUCUGUGGUGCUGGUUCCGUGACAGACCUGGUGAAGAACACGAAAGGGAACGCCCUCAAGGAGGACUGCAUCGCCUACAUCUGCAGGGAGAUUCUCCGGGGUCUGGCCCAUCUCCACGCCCACAAAGUGAUCCAUCGAGACAUCAAGGGGCAGAAUGUGCUGCUGACGGAGAAUGCCGAGGUCAAGCUAGUGGAUUUUGGGGUGAGUGCGCAGCUGGACCGCACUGUGGGCAGACGGAACACUUUCAUCGGGACCCCCUACUGGAUGGCCCCAGAAGUCAUUGCCUGUGACGAGAACCCUGACGCCACUUACGAUUACAGGAGUGACAUUUGGUCUCUAGGAAUCACAGCCAUCGAGAUGGCAGAGGGGGCCCCCCCUCUGUGCGACAUGCAUCCCAUGCGAGCCCUCUUCCUCAUCCCACGGAACCCACCCCCCCGACUCAAGUCCAAGAAAUGGUCUAAGAAGUUCACCGACUUCAUUGACACGUGUCUUAUCAAGACCUACCUGAGCCGCCCGCCCACCGAGCAGCUGCUCAAGUCCCCCUUCAUCCGCGACCAGCCCACGGAGCGGCAGGUCCGGAUCCAGCUCAAGGACCACAUCGACCGCUCCCGGAAGAAGCGAGGCGAGAAAGGUCAGCGGACCAGCAGGGAGGUGGAGGGCCAGCAGGGAGGGCCUCCUCCGCAGCGCAGCUCCUCCCGCCCCUACCCGCCUCCCCUCCAGCGCCUAGGCCUCCCGGUCCGAGGAGACCUUCUCCCCAAACUCCAGCCCUAUAGGCCUUUGUCCUCAUCCACCCCCCAGCCCCCCGGAUCCCAGGCAACCUUCCCAACGGGGACCACCCUGUUACAGGCUGAGAGGCUCCAUGGUGAGCGGGUGCGGCCUCCCCCGCCCCCCCAGGACUAUAUCCGUCACAGGCUGGAGGAAGAGCAGCGACAGCUCGAGAUCCUCCAGCAACAGCUGCUCCAGGAACAGGCCCUGCUGCUGGAGUACAAGCGGAAGCAGCUGGAAGAGCAGCGGCAGUCGGAGCGGCUCCAGAGGCAGCUGCAGCAGGAGCACGCCUACCUCAAGUCCCUCCAGCAGCAGCAGCAGCUGCAGAAGCAGCAGGGCCCGCCCGGGGACCGGAAGCCGCUGUAUCACUACGGCCGCGGCGUCAGUCCCGCCGACAAGCCGGCCUGGGCCCGGGAGGGCGAGGAGAGAACGAGGAUGAGCAAGCCGCAGAACUCCCCUUUGGCCAAGACCAAGCCCAGCAGCACAGGACCUGAGCCCCCGCUCCCCCAGGCCUCCCCCGGGCCCCCGGGGCCCCUUUCCCAAACUCCUCCUAUGCAGAGGCCGGUGGAGCCCCAGGAGGGACCGCACAAGAGCCUGGUGGCGCACCGGGUCCCACUGAAGCCAUAUGCAGCGCCUGUACCCCGAUCCCAGUCCCUGCAGGACCAGCCCACCCGAAACCUGGCUGCCUUCCCAGCCUCCCAGGAGCCUGACCCUGCCGUCACCACGCCCACUGCCACGCCCAGCGCCCGAGGAGCCGUCAUCCGCCAGAAUUCAGAUCCCACCUCUGAAGGGCCUGGCCCCAGCCCGAACCCCCCAGCCUGGGUCCGGCCCGAUCCUGAGGCCCCACCCAAGGUGCCUCAGAGGACCUCCUCCAUCGCCACCGCCCUCAACACCAGUGGGGCCGGAGGGGCCCGGCCCACUCAGGCUGUCCGCGCCAGACCUCGCAGCAACUCCGCCUGGCAAAUCUAUCUGCAAAGGCGGGCAGAGCGGGGCACCCCCAAGCCUCCAGGGCCCCCCGCUCAGCCCCCUGGCCCGCCCAACGCCUGUAGCAACCCCGACCUCAGGAGGAGCGACCCUGGCUGGGAGCGCCCCGAAGGUGCCCUCUCGUCUCACGGGCACCUCCCGCAGGCCGGCUCGCUGGAGCGGAACCGCGUGGGAGUCUCCUCCAAACGGGAGAGCUCCCCCGUGCUGUCCCCCGGGAACAAAGCCAAGCCUGAGGACCACCGUUCGCGGCCAGGCCGGCCCGCAAGCUAUAAGCGCGCCAUCGGUGAGGAUUUCGUGCUGUUGAAAGAGCGAGCCCUGGACGAGGCCCCGCGGCCUCCCAAGAAGGCCAUGGACUACUCGUCCUCCAGCGAGGAGGUGGAAAGCAGCGAGGAGGAGGAGGAGAGCAACGGCGAGCCCUCCGAGGGGAGCAGAGAUACCCCCAGGGCCCGCGACGGAGACACAGACAGCGUCAGCACCAUGGUGGUCCAUGACGUGGAGGACAUAGCCGGCACCCAGACCCCCUAUGGGGGCGGCACCAUGGUGGUCCAGCGCACCCCAGAGGAGGAGCGCAGCCUGCUACACGCGGACAGCAACGGCUACACCAACCUUCCAGACGUCGUCCAGCCCAGCCACUCGCCCACCGAGAGUGGCAAAGGCCAGAGCCCCCCCUCGAAGGAUGGCGGCAGUGACUACCAGUCUCGUGGGCUGGUGAAGGCCCCUGGCAAGAGCUCAUUCACGAUGUUUGUGGACCUGGGGCUCUACCAGCCCGGAGGCGGUGGGGACACCAUCCCCAUCACAGCCCUGGUUGGGGGAGAGGGCGGCCGGCUGGACCAGCUCCAGUACGACGUGCGGAAGGGCUCUGUGGUCAACGUGAACCCCACCAACACCCGCGCCCACAGCGAGACCCCCGAGAUUCGGAAGUACAAGAAGCGGUUCAACUCCGAGAUCCUCUGUGCGGCCCUCUGGGGCGUCAACUUGCUGGUGGGCACAGAGAACGGCCUGAUGCUGCUGGACCGAAGCGGGCAGGGCAAAGUGUACGGGCUCAUCGGGCGGCGGCGCUUCCAGCAGAUGGACGUGCUGGAAGGGCUCAACCUGCUUAUCACCAUCUCAGGGAAAAGGAACAAAUUGCGGGUGUAUUACCUGUCUUGGCUCCGGAACAAGAUUCUGCACAAUGACCCGGAAGUGGAGAAGAAGCAGGGCUGGACCACCGUGGGGGACAUGGAGGGCUGCGGGCACUACCGCGUGGUGAAAUACGAGCGCAUUAAGUUCCUGGUCAUCGCCCUGAAGAGCUCCGUGGAGGUGUACGCCUGGGCCCCCAAGCCCUACCACAAGUUCAUGGCCUUCAAGUCCUUCGCCGACCUCCCUCACCGCCCUCUGCUGGUCGACCUGACCGUGGAGGGGGGUCAGCGGCUCAAGGUCAUCUACGGCUCCAGCGCCGGCUUCCACGCCGUGGACGUGGACUCGGGGAACAGCUAUGACAUCUACAUCCCCGUGCACAUCCAGAGCCAGAUCACGCCCCACGCCAUCAUCUUCCUCCCCAACACCGACGGCAUGGAGAUGCUGCUUUGCUACGAGGACGAGGGCGUCUACGUCAACACGUACGGGCGGAUCAUCAAGGAUGUGGUGCUGCAGUGGGGCGAGAUGCCCACCUCUGUGGCCUACAUCUGCUCCAACCAGAUCAUGGGCUGGGGCGAGAAAGCCAUUGAGAUCCGCUCGGUGGAGACAGGCCACCUGGACGGCGUCUUCAUGCACAAACGGGCCCAGAGGCUCAAGUUCCUGUGCGAGCGGAACGACAAGGUGUUUUUUGCCUCGGUCCGCUCUGGGGGUAGCAGUCAAGUGUACUUCAUGACGCUGAACCGUAACUGCAUCAUGAACUGGUGAUGGGACAGCCGCCCCCACAGCCAGACCCCCCCAGGCCGCCCUUUUCUCCCCUCCCUGGGCUUUUGCUUUUGACUGGUUUGAUUCACUGGAGCCUGCUGGGAACGUGACCUCUGACCCCGAUGCUUUUGUGAUCACGUGAUCAUCCUGUUUCCCCCACCCCCAAAACGUUCUCUCCCCAAAACUGUGCCUGUCCCAAUUCCAGGGAGAGGCACAGCGUCCCCUUACCAGGAAUCAAGAGGGCCGAGCCCCACCCCUCUUUUCUCCACUUCAGAGGAGAGUGCUUGGGGCAUGGACCCCGUACCCCACUGCUGCUGACCAGGCAGGGCCCUGGGCCCCUUCAUUUGCACGUCAGGGGAGCCGGCUCCCCCCUUGAAUGUACCAGACCCCGGGGGGGGUCACUGGGCCCUAGGUUUCAGGGGGGUCGCCCGCCACUCCAGGGGCAGGGACCAUUUCCUCAUUUUCUGAAAGCACUUUAAUGAUUCCCCUCCCCCCAAACCCCAGGGAAUGGAGGGGGGACCCCGCCAGCCAAAACAUUUCUCCCUUUCCAACCCCAGUUCUUUCUAGCCUCUGUCCUUCCCUGGUGGAGGGAGGGAGCAGGGAGCUCCCGGUCCCCACCUCCUGCACCCCCUUGCUUGCCUCUGUAUAUAGUGUGAGCAGCAAGUAGCCCCACUCCUCCUCAAUGUAGUGGCCUUGGAGAUUCCGUUUGUUAAUAAAGAGUUCAACCAGC
Molecule: messenger RNA, 4999 nt
Organism: Ailuropoda melanoleuca (giant panda)
Lineage: Eukaryota; Metazoa; Chordata; Mammalia; Carnivora; Ursidae
Gene: MINK1
Product: misshapen like kinase 1
Biological process (GO): protein phosphorylation
Cellular component (GO): cytosol
Molecular function (GO): protein kinase activity; ATP binding
Source: RefSeq, a predicted model, not a curated record